GGCGGUGGGCGCCGCCGCCGCCGCCAUGUUCCGGUACCAGUCCCUGGAGGACUGCCCGCUGGAUGAGGAUGAAGACGCCUUCCAGGCCCUGGGGGAGGAAGACGAAGACAUCGACCAGUUCAACGAUGACACGUUUGGAGCCGGGGCCGUCGACGAUGACUGGCAGGAGGCACACGAACGGCUGGCGGAGCUGGAAGACAAACCGGUGACAGCCAGGGAACAGGAUGGGCCCGGCGGCGAGGAGGCGGAUCUGUUGGGCGAGCCCGAGGACACGUUGGCGGAGCGGCUGACCAGGCUGGUCAUCGACAGCGAGCUGGAGGACCCCGCCAUCAUGCAGGCCGUACAAACCAGGCCUGGAGGGCUGAAUUCCAGCAUCUGGGACAGCUCGGCCGUCCUGCGACGCAUCCGGGGGCCGCUUCUCACUCGGGAGAUGCCGUCGGUGUCCGUGCUGGAUUACGCUCUGCCUCAGAGACCCCCGCAGGCUCGAGAGGAAGAGCGAGACCCCUCCGAGCGGGCGCUGCCCCGACGUUCAUCAUCCCCUGUCAUCGGGAGCCCCCCUGUCCGGGCUGUUCCCAUCGGCACCCCUCCCAAGCAGGCUGCCGUCCCCAACUUCAAUCAGCAGAUCCUGUGUCCGAAGCCUGUCCACAUCCGAGCUACCAUGCAGCAGCGUUACCCCGCUCCCUACGGCGAGAGGAUGUCCCCCAACCAGCUCUGCAACGUACCGAAUUCCUCCCUCCUGGGACACCCGUUCCCUCACAGCGUCUCUCCCGUCCUCACCCACCUGCAGAGAGCGCAGCUGCUCGGAGGAGCCCAGGCUGGUCGAAUGUCGCCCAGCCAGUUUGCCCGGGUCUCUGGCCUGGUUGGGAGCCCCCUCCCCUCCGUCAAUCCCAAGUUGCUCCAGGGUAGAGUCGGGCAGAUGAUGUCUCCGGCCAGCGGGUUUCGUGCCUUUUUCGGGGCUCCCCCCGCUCCACCUCCUUCGCAACCGCAGCACCCGCCGGGCCCCGGAUCCCACCUGCAGAGCCUGAGGCCGCAACCUCAGAUGUUCCGACCGGACACGACCCACCUACACCCCCAACACCGCCGGCUCCUGCACCAGCGGCAGCAGCAGAACCGAAACCAGCACCGGAGCCUCAACGGCUCGGUGGGGGACCGAGGGGGCCACCGGAGCAGUCACCAGGAGCAGAUGCGCAAAGACCCCUACGCCAACCUCAUGCUGCAGCGGGAGAAGGACUGGGUGUCCAAGAUCCAGAUGAUGCAGCUGCAGAGCACUGAUCCCUACCUGGAUGACUAUUAUUACCAGAAUUACUUCCAGAAGCUGGAGAAGUUAGCAGCAGCGGAGGAAGUCCACGGCGAUGGUCCCAAAAAGGAACGCACUAAACUCAUCACACCUCAGGUGGCUAAGCUGGAGCACACCUACAAGCCAGUGCAGUUUGAGGGCUCGCUGGGGAAGCUGACGGUUUCCAGCGUGAACAACCCCCGGAAGAUGAUCGAUGCGGUGGUGACCUCCCGCAGUGAGGAUGACGAGACGAAAGAGAAGCAGGUUCGAGACAAGAGGCGUCAGACCCUUGUCACGAUCGAGAAGACGUACAGCCUCCUCCUGGACGUGGAGGACUACGAGAGACGCUACCUCCUGAGCCUGGAAGGCGAGCGGCCGGCCCUGAUGGGCGAGAGGAAACAGAAGAUCUGUGAUAUGUACGACAAUCUGAGGGGGAAGGCGCCCGGGCAGGAGAGGCCAAGCGACGACCACUUCAUGCAGAUCAUGUGUAUCCGGAAAGGGAAGCGCCUGGUGGCCCGGAUCCUCCCCUUCUUGUCACCCGAGCAAGCGGCCGACGUACUGAUGGCGACGGCCAGGAACCUGCCCUUCCUCAUCAAGAAGGACGCUCAGGACGAGGUGCUGCCCUGCCUGUUGAGGCCCUUCUCGCACGUUCUCUACCACCUUCCCUUGGGGACGGUCACCAGCCUUGUGCAGCAGCUAACGAACCUACCUCAGAGCGCGACCGCGCCAGCGCCUACCAACCUGCACCUCACUGCUGUGCUCCAAAACAAGUUCGGCCUGUCCCUGCUGUACUUGGUCUUGAGCCGCGGGGAGGAACUGCAGAGCUCGGACGCGAACACGGAGCUAAUGCAGGACAACCAGUGGUGA
Messenger RNA from Gymnogyps californianus (California condor), 2143 nucleotides. RefSeq names its product PAT1 homolog 1, processing body mRNA decay factor (gene PATL1). Gene Ontology annotation, molecular function: RNA binding. Gene Ontology annotation, cellular component: P-body. The transcript is spliced from 17 exons. Gene Ontology annotation, biological process: P-body assembly; deadenylation-dependent decapping of nuclear-transcribed mRNA. The record is from RefSeq and is a predicted model, not a curated record. Bases 26 to 2143 code for a protein of 705 amino acids. Lineage: Eukaryota; Metazoa; Chordata; Aves; Accipitriformes; Cathartidae.